CGUCCUUCUACUGACAUGUUGCCUACAUGUAUGAUAUGACAUAGCAUGACAGUGCAUCGAACUUAAGAUUUGAGAUUACAUGUUUUCGAGCAUACGCCAUGGCGGACACUCGUGCCAAGUACCGCACAGAAAUCCAGCAGAUGAUGUUCGUCUCUGGUGAGACGGGAGACGUCUCAUCGGAAACCACGACCAUGAUCGAGAACAUCGUUCAGCAACAAGUCUGGGAAAUGCUUCGACGAGCAACCGACCUCGCAGCACGCCGAGGUGUACGGACGAUCAGCACAGAUGAUCUUAUAUUCCUGAUUCGUCACGACAAGGCAAAGGUCUCACGCUUACUCACAUUCUUAUCUUGGAAGGAUGUCCGCAAAAGCGCCAAAGACAGCGACGAGAAAGGCGGCGGUGGCGGCGACGCUGGUGGCGUAGACGAUUUCGACUUAGCGGCUAACGACCCUACGCUCGGCACUGGUCCCAGCGUCGGCACCCGGAACAGCAAGAACAAGAAGGCCAAAGUCGGCUUACCUUGGGAUGUCUCAAGCUUCUACAGCGAGCAGGUUCCGGAACGCGAAGACGAAGAAGACGAAGAAGCAGAGGAGAUGAAUGCUGCUACCUUGCAACGACUCAAGCAGGCGGACGAAAGAACGAAAGGCAUGAACGCCGAAGAGUACUUGCACUUCUCGGAAUGCAGACAAGCUUCAUUCACCUUCCGUAAAGGUAAACGUUUCCGCGAGUGGGCAGGCUUUGGUGCGGUCACAGACUCAAAGCCCAACGAUGACAUUGUCGACAUUCUCGGCUUUCUCACGUACGAGAUUGUCACGCUGUUGACGGAGGAAGCUCUCGAGGUCAAAGCAGCCGAAGACGCUCUGAAGCGUGAAAGUGGCGGAGACGAGGAAAAGCGAGGCCGCAAGCGGAGACGUGAGCCAGGUUUGUUUGAUCCACCGGAGGAAGCGAGGACGCCUGUUGGACCAAAGCACAUCCAGGAAGCCUAUCGCCGUCUUCAGAAGCCAGACCUGAAGAGCCGCUAUAUGCACCACAUCCCGAAAGGAAAUUGGCGACGGCCCCUGAAGCUGAUAUGAACGAGUGUGUCUGUCUAUUGUCUGAUUUAGCGUCGGAGUUGGAGCGUUCGUUUUGCACAAGAGGCGUUAUGUUCCCUCCGUGUGUGACGAUCGCAGGAACCGCAAGCUGAUGGAGGCCGCCGCGCAUCCAGCACCCCGAGUAAGUUGUCGCGGGCUUAGGCUCGUACAGUCCAGAUAGCACGCGCAUCCAAUGUUAUUCUUCUGGGAC
Messenger RNA from Baudoinia panamericana UAMH 10762, 1281 nucleotides. RefSeq lists its product as uncharacterized. The coding region runs from base 99 to 1073 and encodes 324 amino acids. The record is from RefSeq and is a predicted model, not a curated record. The transcript is spliced from 3 exons. Gene Ontology annotation, biological process: transcription by RNA polymerase II. Gene Ontology annotation, cellular component: SAGA complex. Gene Ontology annotation, molecular function: protein heterodimerization activity; transcription coregulator activity. NCBI's taxonomy places the organism in Eukaryota, Fungi, Ascomycota, Dothideomycetes, Mycosphaerellales, Teratosphaeriaceae.